AGUGUUGCAAACAGUCCCCUGCGUCGUUGGUCGCGUUGUCUGCUCGAGGUUGAAAUUAAGUCAAAAAAUUUUAGGUACCUAAUUAAAAGGAUCAUUCUCAUUAACCUACCUCUAUCCAGCGAACUCUCAUUUGAUUGGCUUUUUUGUGUUCCUUGUUAUGAAAAUAAACAGUGUGCUAUGACAAUGGAUGUUGAAAUAAUAUCGCAAGAAGAGCCUGCUAACCCUCAAUUUACAGUGGCUGACUUGGAUAUUGAAAUUCUACCUGUUAUUUACGAUAUCCUUCGAAGUAUUGAAAAGGAUCCUCACGACAGUCAAAAAGCAAAAGAAUCAGCUGAUACAAGUCAAAAAAUUCUUGAACUUAAAAGCAAAUUGGAGUCAGCCAGAGCACAGAUUAACAAGCUGCCUGGAAUAGAAUACAGCAAACAAGAACAGCUACAAAAGUUGGAAACAUUGAGGCAACAGCUCAGACUGAAAAAGGAACUGAUACAAAAGUAUCGUAAUAUGUGCACAUUUGAUUCACAAAAAGUUUGAACGUAAUCGAAGGCAAUUGUGUACAGUUUCAAUAUGGUGCUUAGAUUUCUUUUUCGUUAUUUUUCCAAUAACGAACAAUUAGUGAAUAAAUUGGCUGAU
Molecule: messenger RNA, 630 nt
Organism: Trichogramma pretiosum
Lineage: Eukaryota; Metazoa; Arthropoda; Insecta; Hymenoptera; Trichogrammatidae
Gene: MED9
Product: mediator of RNA polymerase II transcription subunit 9
Exons: 3
Coding region: 178-531 (117 amino acids)
Biological process (GO): regulation of transcription by RNA polymerase II
Cellular component (GO): mediator complex
Molecular function (GO): transcription coregulator activity
Source: RefSeq, a predicted model, not a curated record